CCGAGCGUGUGCGACUGAGAGGAGGAUUAGGUGGCCACGGCGACGCCAUGGCCGCCACAGUGCCACCCGCCAAGUUGCCCCCUCCUCCCCCAUCAAGGCCUCCACACCAACCCACCCACAUGCCCGACUCCCCCGAAUCCCACCCGCCGCCGCCGCCGCCGCCGCCGCCCACAGAUCCCGCCGCGUCCACGACAGCGAAUGCCCCACGCAACUUGCAGGUGGUGGUGGCGCCGGUGCAGCCGAGGAUGAUCAUCAAGGGGAUGCUGGGGAGGUACGAGAGGUGGAACCCCGUGCACCCGACGGUGGGCACGUUCUGGGGGAUCGGCCUGGGGCUCGGCUGCGGCGUCGGGUGGGGCCCAGGGUUCGGGCCCGAGGUCAUCGGCUACGUCGGCGCCGGCUGCGGCGUCGGGUUCAGCGUCGGCGUCACGCUCGCCGGCGUCGGCGUCGGCUUGCCGCAGCACGGCCUCAUCAAGAACCAGUACCACAGCGGUUUUGCAAGCAAUGUCCCUUUUGAAUCAGCAAGGUUUUAUGCCUUAACCAUCAUGAGAGGCUUGGUAUGGGAUGCCAUAAGUUAUGCAAGCCAGGUAGCGGCUGUGAGGAAAGAAUCUCGACAGAGGCUCCUAAACUUUCAUGAGAACCCUCAGAUUUCAGGAGUUAACCUGCCCAAGCUGGGGAAGGGUUUAUCAAGCAGCAUCCAAUCCUCCCUGGAAUGUAUAAAGGCCUUCAAAGAUCAGCAUUGGCCUCCAUAACAACACCUAUGAAAUUAAAAAAUGGAUGCUGUAUAAGACUAUAAGUUAGAUACUCAUGGCAUACAUACUCUACAGAUGAAGAUAUCUACGGCACUAGUUUAGUGCAAGGAAGUUUUUCCAACUUAUAAUGGAGAAACUACUCCAGUUUCCAGCUGAGUAAAAUGGUAGCAUGUAACCUAGCAAACCAUAGAUGUAGUUAUCCAAUUAUUUUGUACAUAUAAUGGUGUAUUUUUUAAGCACUUUGCAACAGUUAAUCUGGCAUUGUGAAAUAAUAAAAUGCAAUUAUAUUGCAAUCUCGGUCUGCAGGGAUUUACUCUACAUUUUGAGACUCUUAACUGUGAUUCGGUGAUGCCAAAGAUGUUUAAGAUGGCUCUGGAGCUCACUCUGAACAGAGGCUGAUAGUUGUACAAGUAACGUCAAGAAACAUGUAUUGCGUGCUACAUUGAACAGUAAGAAACUAAGAAGUAAGAACUUGACUAUUUUGGAUAUUUGGAGGCUAAUAGUAAUGCUCCCUUGUAUUGUCGACUAUCUGAUGUUAUUGAUGUAAUGCAGGUGAAAAAUAGACAGGAUACUCGAUCUACUUGAUCAUCAACUCCUAACAAAUGAAUGUGUUUUCAGAUUUCUUCACUAAAUUAAGUACCAUCCAAGGCUAAUUGGAGCACUAUGCCAUGUGGUGGUCCUGCAAACAAUGUCUGGUUGUGUGCGACAUGUGGGGUGUGCUGCCCAGCUGCAGGGUAGUCCAGCAGACCAACAUGAUGGUGACCAGGGGGGUGCCUCUGCCCAGUAAUGUCCAAGAGAAAAAACAUCCAUGGGCAGCCAUUAAUGAUCUGGUCCUAGCUUUUCAACAUAUAUAUGCUGUACUUCCUCUCCAACAUAUAUCGCCGGUCCCCAAAGACCAAACUCCGAAUGCAAUAUAUAGAUCAUCAAUUCAUGCAUGCCCAAUUAAUCUAGAAUGUCGAUAAUUGUAUGGUUUGGUUACACAUAUAUACAUAUAGUUCUGUAUGCUUCAUUGAAAAACUAUGUUUACCGAAAUCUAUAUUUACAUAGAUAUAAGCAAGAAAGGCUGAUGGAUCAUUAAUAACGUAGGUGCAGGGGGCAGAGGCAGGAGGGCUAGCUGGCUGGGCAGCGUGUCGCCGUGAUGUCUGAAUGGUUCAGCAGAUGGAUCAGUUGCAGCGAGCAGCGAGCAGGAGGAGGCAGGGUAAAACUGGUACAGUGUUGGGUACGUUUGCAGUUGGCAUGCAUGCAGAAACGGACACGGAGGAAAACGGCGACGGGAGAGGGACAAACACAGGCAGGCAGGCAGGCAGGCACCCUCCAUCUGCCAGAUAUCAUGCUCCUUGUUUCUGAAAACACCAUAUAAUAU
Molecule: messenger RNA, 2112 nt
Organism: Oryza brachyantha (malo sina)
Lineage: Eukaryota; Viridiplantae; Streptophyta; Magnoliopsida; Poales; Poaceae
Product: forkhead box protein D1
Exons: 4
Coding region: 48-749 (233 amino acids)
Source: RefSeq, a predicted model, not a curated record